AAGUAAAGCGUUGCGUUGGAAGACAUACACGAAAUACGAAUCGUUCUUAGCGUACACACAAAAAAAAAAAAAAAAAAAAAAAAAAACUCGGAUUAUAGUAUAAAAACGUACUAUUUUCAAGUACAUAAAAAUUUAUCAACGUAAAUGAUUAUUUGCACGUUAAUAUUUUGAUUAGAUUUUAUAAAAUUUUGCAAAUGUCUUUAAUGGUGCUCGUAGUAUAAUGAUCAUGAUAAGCGUAUGUAUAUGUAUAUGUGGUUCGUUUAAAAAUUGGUGAAAAAUGUCGGGAAAGAAAUUGCGUGUCAAUUUCUUCUUGUAUAUUUUGAUACAAGGCUAGCCAGUUGUGUCAUUCUUAUUGUGUGAUUUUUAGUCAUUCGAUCAAUAGUCUUUGAGACUAUAUUACAAUUUUACCGUUUCCAUAGAGAGCGGUUUAUCACACAACAUAAGAAUGGACACAUCAGGCUUUCCUGUACCAGAUGCGAUCCACCCAUUACUUGAACAAUUACAAGAAGCUUUGGUGCUUGAGGUUAAAUAUCAACCAAAUCUUCAAUUGCUCACCACAACGCAAAAUGAUGAAAUUACAAUUGGAGCACGGGAUGGAUCCGCUCAUGUAUUAAGAUGUUUAAAAGUAUGGUAUGAUUUACCAUCCGAUGUAUUUUUUGUUGCUAUUAAUUUGAUGGAUCGUUUUUUAACCAAAAUGAAAGCCAGACCAAAACAUAUGGCUUGCAUCAGUGUAUCAGCUUUUCAUAUCGCUGCAGUUCAAAUGGCUCAAUCUUUGGAUGCUGAUCAUUUAGUAUCCAUUUCUCAAUGCAAGUGUACCGGAGGAGAUCUUAAGCGUAUGUCAGGAGUAAUACGUAAUAAAUUAGAAUGGGCACCGGCUGUACAACCAAUUACAUCAUUAACUUUUUUACAAUUGUUUAAUACAAUGUUUCAUACUGUUGCGUCACAUUUGGGUAUUGGUGAUAUAUAUGCCAAUGUAGUAAUGGAAUCUGAACUUUUUCUAAGAUUAGAAAUGAUUGCUUGUGAUGGAAAUUGUGCAAGUUUAAGAUCAUCUGAAGUAGCUUUGGUCUUACUCUGUACAUAUUUGGACGCAGCCGUUAAACGAUUAGAUGCAAAUAAAGAUGUUACUAAUUCUGUAACAUCAAUGGCUGGUCCUUCUACUAUUAAUUCAUCCAUAACACCUGCGCAUCAAAUGUUAAGACUGGUAGAAUUUGCUGCUGAAGUACAAAAAAUUUGCAAGAUUUCAGACGAUAGCUUUGUUUCUACUCAUGAAGCAGUAAGUGCUGUUUUAAAUAAAUACAAUGCCCAAGAACAAACGCCUCAUAGACAAAGACUCAUAUGGAGAUUAUCUUCACGUACAGCUCGUCUUUUGCGUCCGACUGAUAAAUUUACUUCUGUUUUACCUGUUAUUGCUGAACACACUCCAGUUCCAUCUCCAAGUAGGAUCAGAAAAAACCGUAAGUUCUCUCGUCGUCAUGGAAACAAAAGGCGUUAGUAUAUCUCGCUUAUACUCGAUAAUGAACAAGAAAGAUCUGUCGUAUUUGGAUGAAUUUGAAUUUAAAAUAGCAUUUUUCAACACAAUAUUUAAUAAUAGACAUGGUAUUGACCUUGCAUGUUAUUUGGAAAUGGAAAAUCAUUCAAUGUAAGUCAUUAUCUUAACGUGUUAUUUUAGAGACACACACAUGUGUAAUUGUUCUUUCUUUCUUUUUUUUUUUUUUUUUUUUUUAUUUGUUUUCAAAUUUUUCUAAAGUUUAUUUUUUAACAAAAAAUUUAUGAAUUAGGAAAAUAUCAUAAUAUUAUUUUGAAGCAACUAUAUAUUAUAAAAGUUGUAAAAUAUUAGAAAAGAAAUUAAUAUAAUGAGAAAAGAAAAACAGAAAUCAAUUUACCUUUUUCUAAAAAUGGAAAUUGAUGUGAUAUAAUAUAAUGUCGAUUAUAUUUUUUAAUUUAUUGAAAGAAUAAUUGUUGAGAAAAAUUCAUUUUAACUUUAUAUUUGUGGUAUAUUCUAAUAGAGAAAAAGAGAGAAAGAGAGAGAGAGAGAGAGAGAGAGAGAGAGAGAGAGAGAGAGAGAGAGAGAGAGAGAGAGAGAGAGAGAGAGAGAAAUUAUGUAAAAGCGAAUAAGAAAAAUUUUGCACUUAUACAAAAUAUAUUAUUACACAAAAGAGUGGUCUUUAUAAAAUAAAGAUACAAUAAAGUAUAAUGAGGUAUUUGAUAGGUUUAA
Messenger RNA from Vespa crabro (European hornet), 2215 nucleotides. It is a transcript of the gene CycG, whose product is annotated as cyclin G. The record is from RefSeq and is a predicted model, not a curated record. The transcript is spliced from 6 exons. Gene Ontology annotation, cellular component: nucleus; cyclin-dependent protein kinase holoenzyme complex; cytoplasm. Gene Ontology annotation, biological process: mitotic cell cycle phase transition; regulation of cyclin-dependent protein serine/threonine kinase activity. NCBI's taxonomy places the organism in Eukaryota, Metazoa, Arthropoda, Insecta, Hymenoptera, Vespidae. Bases 446 to 1492 code for a protein of 348 amino acids. Gene Ontology annotation, molecular function: cyclin-dependent protein serine/threonine kinase regulator activity.